CAGUUGCCCAGGUCGUUCUGGUCAGUUUUGGAAUUAGGCCAUGAGGGGUGCAGGGGCCCCCUAGGAUUCCCUCGACGAGCUGUCGCGUCGUCGACCAAAGCCGAACAUUCGAAACCGAAGCCAAUCGCCACCAUGUCUUAUUUUCAGAACCAGAUUAGUUCCUUCAGCAACAGCGUCAUUUCUGCAGCUAGUCGGCUCCCGCAAGACCGGCGCGCACCUGGUAAUGCCAGCACUGUGACAGCCUCUGCGGCUCAAGCUUCGUCUUCGACCAACGCAGCCCCGGCUACGACAAAUGGCAAACGGCAAGAUGCGGAUAUCGUCUACUCGCAACCCGCUAACACGGGAACGGGGAAGGACAUCAUGACACAAGUGGUGUUCGCCAUCGAGCAUAUGAAAAGCAAAGAUGUUCCCCUGACUUUCUCCGACAUCCAAUCGUACCUGUCUUUACAUCGCCAGGGUCAUGAUCAGGCUUAUAUCCAUGCCUUACGAAGGAUUUUGCAGUCGCAUGACAAGGUCGAUUAUGACCCACAGGGUUCCAAGGGCGAGGGAACCUUCCGCUUUCGACCUCCUCAUAACAUCCGGUCCGCGGACCAACUCCUUCAGAAACUCCAGUCACAACCUACCGCUCAGGGGAUGAGUGUGCGAGAGCUUCGAGAAGGUUGGCCGAAUAUCGUCGAAACGAUAAACAAGCUGGAAAAGGAAGGCAAGCUCCUGGUGACGAGGAACAAGAAAGAUGACCAUCCAAGGAUGGUGUGGGCCAAUGAUCCGACCCUGAUUCAUCAGUUCGACUCUGAAUUUCGGCAGAUCUGGGAGAAGGUUAAGAUUCCAGAUCAGCAGACUGUUGCAGAAGAGCUUGAAAAGGCUGGCAUUACGCCUACCAGCAAGCACAAGCCUGUGAAGCAACGGCCGAAGAUCGAGCAGAAAAAGGUUAAGAAGCCGCGAAGAAGUGGCAAGACCACCAACACCCAUAUGGCUGGAAUUCUGCGAGACUAUUCGCAUCUAAAAAGAUGACACGAGAUCAUCGUGCCAAUGGAUUGGCUUAUUAUCUUGGUGCGAGAUGUAAGAUUUGACGGAGGUGCCUUUAGCUAGGUAUCCUCGAAGUUUUGCGUGGACCGGAGUGUAUGGACUUACGGUUGGAUUCCGCUAUAUCAUUUCUUAAAUUAUACUUCCGGGCAAGACGUAUCGGGCUAUAUGUCACACCGCUGACAGCGAAUUGGGGAUUGCUUGCUUGAAGGCAUCUGGCAACAUAGAAUGCAUUGAGAGUACUCCGCAUAUUCCAAUUGAUUUCUCUAUUUAUUGAAUUACACUGGUAUUU
Coccidioides posadasii C735 delta SOWgp is the source of this 1315-nucleotide messenger RNA. RefSeq lists its product as uncharacterized. Gene Ontology annotation, molecular function: TFIIH-class transcription factor complex binding. The record is from RefSeq and is a predicted model, not a curated record. Lineage: Eukaryota; Fungi; Ascomycota; Eurotiomycetes; Onygenales; Onygenaceae. Gene Ontology annotation, biological process: transcription initiation at RNA polymerase II promoter. Gene Ontology annotation, cellular component: transcription factor TFIIE complex.